AUCGAGGUCAAUUAGUGCUUCUUAUUGUAAGUUUCAUUUCUAUGAACUCCACACGCUUUCUUUCUGAAGGAAACUACUGUUUGGCGGUUUGUGUGUUGAAGUGUUGAAGUUGGUAGCACUUCUUAACAGUUGACGGUGGAAUGUUCUCGAUGUGACCGUUACGUUCGUUUCACGAAGGCAGGGUGUUCAGCGCGCGAAAGAAGGGAAAGAAGUUGAAGGGUUGAAGUGAAGUAGCGAAAAGAGGUACAACAUUUGAGAUAAGACAUGUAUGUUUUUGGCGAAGAUUUGAAUCUGAAGGAACGGCGCACUGUAAAGAGUGAACAAUUGUAUGAGGUCCUCACACACAACACUCGUCGAGCGUUCGACCCAGAAGCAUGGGCGGGUCCGAACAGUAAAACUUACCACCUAGAAGAUGGCAAGAGACUGAAUGCAUUCUACAUUUACGAUGUUGCAAAUUCACCAAAGGCCCUAAAGACACAGUUUGACGAGAAAGGGAAGAGAUUUAGGACGCCUAAACGGCUUUCGGAAGGCCCAUCCUAUAUUGACCUACGCCCAUUCUUGAUUCAAGAAGAAAGGCAGCUAAAUCAAGAUUCAAGGAAAUUAAACAUGGAAACCAAGAAGAAAGUAAAAAUCAAUGAGGACCAGGUACUGGCUGCCCAGUCCUCUGGAAAAAAAGAAUUGAAGAGAAAGUCCCAUGGUGAUGAUAAUGACUCAAUUGUUGUUCCAAGAGAUAAGAAGAAGAAGAAGACAAAUGUCCCAGAAGUAAUUGAUGUGAAAGCUGUCAAAAAGGGUACAAAAAAGAAGAAAAGUGGAAAGAAAGACAUGAAAGCCAAACUGGAACAAGAAUCUAAGAUGGAUGAAGAGAUUCUGAAGAAGAUGGCAAUCAUGACGCCUGUUCUGGCAGAGGGAGCAAAUUCUGUUACCCCACAGAUUGAAGGUGACAUUAUAAAAGUUGAUGGAGAACCUUCUGAAAAGUUGAAGAAGAAAGACAAAGAAAGUUCUGAGACAGCCUAUGGAAAUAAAAUUGAAGGGAAUAGCUUCAAAGAGUCAACCCAAGAGCGCACUACCGAAAUGUCUUUUUACUCAUGCAACGAUAUCGAGUGCCAGGAAAAUCUCUAA
Frankliniella occidentalis (western flower thrips) is the source of this 1119-nucleotide messenger RNA. RefSeq lists its product as uncharacterized. Bases 265 to 1119 code for a protein of 284 amino acids. The transcript is spliced from 6 exons. The record is from RefSeq and is a predicted model, not a curated record. NCBI's taxonomy places the organism in Eukaryota, Metazoa, Arthropoda, Insecta, Thysanoptera, Thripidae.